Molecule: messenger RNA, 2394 nt
Organism: Exaiptasia diaphana
Lineage: Eukaryota; Metazoa; Cnidaria; Anthozoa; Actiniaria; Aiptasiidae
Product: twitchin
Exons: 7
Coding region: 115-1887 (590 amino acids)
Molecular function (GO): protein binding
Source: RefSeq, a predicted model, not a curated record
AUUUGCUUUGACCGCAAAGAGGAAUUCAAGAUGGAUUUUGAAGUUUGGAGGGGAAAUUAACCUUAGCUUUUGAAAUUUCAUUAUGCUGUAACUUCUGGCUUAUACUUUAAACCGAUGGCUUGGCCGCACCACUUUGCACUUAUCUUCUGUGUAUUUUGCGUUAAAGAAAUGGCAGCUUUUGCAGCUCGAAAUGACUCGAUUAUGUUUUCCUCGAAUCGUGAAGUGUUUGUUGGAGAAGAUGCAAUCUUGGARUGGAAGGUUGACAAAAAAAUUGUCAAAAAUAUYGCAGAAAUAAAGUUUGGUGUCGUAACAAGACCCGCACUUCAUAGCGAAAGACUUGACGUGAUUCUUGUUAAGAAACUUACCAAAGGAACUAUUUCAUGGAAUUACCAAGCCCCUAAACACGUAGCGAAAUUUGUCAACCGAACGACUGUCUUGAAAAACAAAACUGCAGCUUUCAAAAUCAGUAAAAUGAGGUUGAAUGAUUCWAGCGAGUUUUACUGCACGGUGAAAAGAAUUGGCUCCUUAAACAACAUGAUAAAAGAUUAUGUAAACAUCAAGGUUAUAGAUGUGGAAAUCCUAAACAUGACUUCAAGCCAAGACAUCAUUUCAUGGAAACGUCAUAAAGUCCAUCUUCGSUGUAAUGUCCGUGUAGUUCCUGAUGGAAACAUCAGCUUCACGUGGAAGAAUAAAGCUACGGGGGGUACCACAGUCAAUCCCGACAUGCACCGCGAUGGCAAGACUGAUAGCUAUUURAAGAUACGAACAGUUCGCGAUGAAGAUUUUGGUCCAUAUGAAUGCAUCGCCAUGACACAAGCYACAGUACACUCACACGAAAUACGCAUCAAACGAUUAUUCGAGCCAUCAGCUCCCAAUAAUUUCAGCCAUCACCGCAAACUAACAGACAAUAACAACUGUACAGUGGUCGCACGAUUGGCGUGGAUGCGUCCUUUGGACGACGGAGGUGCACCUGUCACAAGUUACAGUGUCGAGUACAAACCAUUUGGCAGUGAAUGGCAUAAAGCAAACCGUCGCCAYGUURAUAGWAAUUAUAUAGAUAUAUGUAGACCACCACGUGACCGAGGAGGGGAUGGACUGCGCGUGCGUGUAAGAGCMAGGAACAAAGUUGGUAUGGGGGACCCGUCGCCUGGUACGAUAGUAACAUUUUGGGACGAGCCAACAGCUCCCCAAGAACUUCGUACYCAGCUCAUCCGCAACCUGGGUGAAGCCUUCAUUAAACUCACCUGGGGCUACCCACGUGAUGAUGGUGGAGUCAUUGUUUCCGCUUACCAGAUAGAAUACAAACCCGUGGGCUCAACCUGGAGUGUUGCUGCUCGGUCGGAAGAGACACUAGAGCAAGAAACAACUUUGUGGAAAACAUCGAAGAACGUUAAUUUGUACGAAGUCCGCAUACGUGCUAUAAAUGGAGUCGGUUUUGGUGAAUGGUCAAGUACUAUUAAUGCYGCAUUUGCAGAAGUUCCAUCAAGACCACUUGACAUUGGAGAUAAAGUAUUACCCCAYGCUCGAAAAACGUACCCUCACAUUCACGUCCACUGGAACCGACCGCUCGAUGACGGAGGUCUGCCUAUCAAAAGAUAUCGACUAGAGUACAAAAUUAUUUCACAAAGGGAAUGGAAACAAGCUAAGCACGUGUUUACGAAAGAUGAAAAGUAUGUCAUCAAACACGUGAAUAAGGAUCAAGAAUAUGAAGUCCGCGUUGCUGCUGAAAAUAAAAUGGGGACUGGGACAUGGUCGAAUGUUGUAACUGUUAAAUACAAAGAGAAACCUUACGUCGCACUUAAAGCUAGCUCAUAUGGAACAAGAAAGAUUGCAUGGCAAGAUCUCGUGAUGACUUUGGCCGUCAUUGCUUCGCUUUACUUACUAUAAAACACCAAUAUAAGGCUUUAUUGUUACAACAUGCACGUUGCGACAAGAACACCAAUAAACUGAUAUAUUCGUUAUCAUACCAUAUGAUAUCAUCUGUGUACGACAAAUUUCUUAGUAGAUCUUGCGCAAUGCGCUCAUUGAGCACGACAAAUUUCUUAGUAGAAUUGCAAUGGAACACAUUUCACUUCAGUUUAUAUUAUAAUGCAGAAAGCUACAGUAGUAUAACAACUGUACGAAAAUUCAAUCUAAUGAACGAUGUGAAAAAUUCCUUGAAAAAGAAAGAAAAAACUAUAACCGCAGUAAACCACGCUCACAGUAGUUAUAAAGGGCUUUCCUUUAGUACAUAUAGCGUAUUGAGCAUAUAUAAACGUCAUAUAUUCUAUUUAAACACUUUUAAUGCCAGCCGCUUACUGUAUAAGACUAUGUACUCUCAUAUAAUCAUGUGUAUGUGAAUAAAAGAUAUAUCACGUCUAYUGUUAAGUUAAUUAAAACUAUACGUUGUGUGUA